CUGUCAAUCACGCCCGUUGCCCCGGCAACUGAAGUCCGAGAAGCAGCAGCUUGGCUUCAGUCGAGUCGGUCGAGCUGAGGAGAGCUGGAGCUGAAGUUCUGCCCGAAGAUGAAACUAUCAGCAGCUGAUCUCUCACACACGUGUCCAUGUUAGGUCAGCAUUCAGCGACAGAAGUCAGGUAGAGUCACCUGUUGGACUGGGCUUGCAGGUAAACACAGGUAUACGUACACAAACAGAACAAACUGACGAUUAUAGCAGCCGUUAUGAUUCCUGAAUGUCCACGAACGACCGAGUCCAGAAGCCGAGCUCGGUGUGAAUCCGGUCAGAACCGCUCCGGGCUGCUGCGCGAGAUCCGAACCGCCAUCAGGAGCGAGCCGUUCACCGACCGCUAUGACGUCAUCCCCGGCAGAGAGCUGGGCAGAGGCAAGUUUGCUGUGGUGAGGAAGUGUGUGGAGAAAAGCACGGGUAAAGAGUUCGCAGCAAAGUACAUGAGGAAGAGGAGGAAGGGUCAAGACUGCAGGACCGAGAUCAUUCAUGAGAUCGCCGUACUGGAGCUGGCAGCGGCCUGUCCACGCGUUGUCAAUCUCCACGAAGUCUACGAGAUGGCCAGUGAGAUGGUCCUCGUUCUGGAAUAUGCCGCAGGAGGCGAGAUCUUCAACCAGUGUGUGGCCGAGAGAGACGAGGCCUUUAAAGAGGAAGACGUGAAGAGACUGAUGAGGCAGAUUCUAGAAGGAGUGGCCUUUCUUCACCGGAGCAACGUGGUGCAUCUGGACCUCAAACCUCAGAAUAUCCUCCUCACCAGUGAAUCUCCUCUCGGGGACAUAAAGGUUGUGGAUUUCGGCCUGUCGAGGUUGGUAAGCAGCAGCCAUGAGAUCAGGGAAAUUAUGGGAACACCAGAGUAUGUAGCACCAGAAGUCCUGAAUUAUGAGCCAAUAAGCACAGCAACUGACAUGUGGAGCAUCGGUGUCCUCGCCUACGUGAUGCUGACGGGAAUCUCGCCGUUCCUGGGCGACGAUAAGCAGGAGACCUUCCUCAACAUCUCUCAGAUCAAUGUCAGCUACACGGAGGAGGAGCUGGAGCAGCUGGACGGAGCUGCCGUCCACUUCAUCAAGUCCCUGCUCAUCAAAGAGCCAGAGAGCCGCGCCAGCGCCGAAGACUGUCUGAAGCACCAGUGGCUGCAGCCGCGUCAGGAGAGCGUCUCUGAGCCCGUCAGCCCCGCCGCCUCCAGCCACGAUGAAGAGGAGGAGAGCGCCCAGCUGACGGAGGAGCUCAUCGUCAUGGCCGCCUACACCCUCGGCCAGUGCCGCCAGUCCUCGGAUCAAGAGAGCCUGACCCCGGACCAGAAGGCCAUCUCCAAACGCUUCAAGUUCGAGGAGCCCUUCUCCACCCUUCCAGGAGGAUUCAUCUACUGAAGCUGCUCUUCAUCACCUCAUCAUCUGAAGCCAAACCAUCUGUUCUGUGUUUGUGCUGCUUUAUAUUUACAUCAAGCCUUGCUGUGAUUCUCUCGCUCUUUUCUUUCGUGCCAUGCUCAGAUAUUUGAUGAUAAGGGUUCUUGUGAUGUUUGUACAAAAUUAAUGUUGUUUGUUUUUUCUGUGAUCCACAGGCGAGCAGAAUUAAAUGUAAAUUAAUCAAAUUUUAUUUUAAGAGUAUUUCAGUGUUGUGUUUAAAAAGCCAUUUUGUAUGUUGGGUUCAGGUGAACUUCCACAGCAGUAACUCAUUCACACGCGUGUGUUUAACUCAUGUUAGAGUUAUGACUGUAAAUUGUCACUAUAAAGAAUAUUUUAAUGGCAACAAGUUUCAAAGUGACUGUCUUAAUGCUGUAAAUAAAAAAUGUCUUGAUGGCCA
Megalobrama amblycephala (Wuchang bream) is the source of this 1845-nucleotide messenger RNA. It is a transcript of the gene stk17a, whose product is annotated as serine/threonine kinase 17a. Gene Ontology annotation, biological process: intracellular signal transduction; protein phosphorylation; positive regulation of apoptotic process. Gene Ontology annotation, molecular function: ATP binding; protein serine/threonine kinase activity. Gene Ontology annotation, cellular component: nucleus. Lineage: Eukaryota; Metazoa; Chordata; Actinopteri; Cypriniformes; Xenocyprididae. The record is from RefSeq and is a predicted model, not a curated record. The coding region runs from base 264 to 1412 and encodes 382 amino acids. The transcript has 7 exons.